Monopterus albus (swamp eel) is the source of this 1579-nucleotide messenger RNA. It is a transcript of the gene miip, whose product is annotated as migration and invasion inhibitory protein. The record is from RefSeq and is a predicted model, not a curated record. NCBI's taxonomy places the organism in Eukaryota, Metazoa, Chordata, Actinopteri, Synbranchiformes, Synbranchidae. Gene Ontology annotation, biological process: negative regulation of G2/M transition of mitotic cell cycle; negative regulation of cell migration. Bases 150 to 1358 code for a protein of 402 amino acids. The transcript is spliced from 9 exons.
AAAGAUUCGCAGCCAAUCAGAACAUUGUUGUUAACGAGUUGUUAAGGAACUGGAGUCAGGUUUAAAUUACAAAAAAGUCUGAAACUUUAGCUGUUUCGUUCACCUCCAGUUUGAUAAACGACAUUUUUAACGUGGCAUAUAUUUUAAUCAUGUCCUCCAUGGACCGUCUAGACGCUUUACGAGAACGUAACAAACAUUUAUUGAACCAGUUGAGGCAGCAGAGAGAGAAGCUGGAGCGGCUACGCGGCUGCAGUCAAGGCCGCAAGAGGGAGAGAGAGAACGAGGCAGAGGAAAGGAGAGAACCUGAAGAGAUGGUGACCCUAACCGAUGGAGACCGCGGUUAUGCCAGGGCCGCCCUCGCCAAACCUACUGUGAGAUUUGCGGAUACGUGUGAGAGACAAACAGGCAUCUGGCAGACCCUUUCCACUCCAUCUUUGUCCUCUGAAAUCAGUGCAGGGGAUGCUCAACAUACAGAUUCAUCAGACAUGUUCAAAGACAGCGACAGACAUCUGCGAGUCCAGGACGGACUACAGGACAUGAGGCCACCCAUCACCAAGUCCUGUCUAGUCAAUCAGGGAAAAGAAGAGAGGGAGGUGCGGAGUCAAGUCACAUUUCAGUCUGACAAAUGUGAAGAGAUACCUGCCUCAGACAGACAUCAUUUGCAGCCCUUACUUGGAUAUGACUGGAUAGCAGGAGUCCUGGAUGUUGAAGACUCACUCAUAGAGCGAUCUGACAAGUUCUUCAAUGACCUGCGUGUGUUUCGAUCUCUCAAUAAGGACGAGUGUGUCCACAGCCCAGAAACAGAAUUUUCUGAGGAGAACCAUUCGGGGCUGGCGCUUUUAACAGACAAGGGUGACCCAGAGGCCAACAGAGACACUGAUCAAUGCACAUUCUCUUAUAGGAUUAAUAGCAGACUGUUCCCCGUGCCACUUCACUCUCAGGAAUGCUGUCCUGUGUGCAAAAAGCACAAGUCCUCCCACUCGCACACUGCUGCUCAACCAGCUCUCAUCAGGGUCAGCAUCCCACGCUCCACCCUCUUGCCACCUUACAAGUACAAAGCUCAUCGGCGGUGCAGCUUUGACCCUUCGGAGAGUUUGGGCUUACCAUCGCACUGUCUCUCAGGCUGGGUUAACACCGGUCAGAGCACGCUGCCACCACCCAGCAGCCUCGACUUGCGGAGCAGUCUGAAUCAGAACAGCUCCACAGGGUCACGGAUUGAGGAACUGGAAGAUCUCUCGAUACCCCAAGUGUCCAGUAACUCUGACCAGAUCCAAGAUGUGUCACGCUUGGCUCGUCAUAACUUCCAGCACUUCUCUCCCAAAAGAAAGCUAGGCAGCACAUCUUAUCCUGUGUACUGACAAACCAUCAGUCUGUUUGUAAGUGAUCACUGUAGUAAUACAGAAGAGUGCCAAGAGUGCAUCUGUGGUUGUAAGUGCCUGAUCUUAAAUCAAUCUAUAAUAUGAGAUCAUUUGUUUUCAAUAAAAUAAUGUUAUUACAGGAUGAAAUUCUAGUCAGUUUAAUAAAAUGGGAACCAUUUACUUGACAUAGGACCAUAUUUAAUGUGGACAGGACUUGCAUU